AUGGCGGACUCAAAUCGAGAAGACGGCGCUGUCGAGCCUGACCCGGAGGAUUACCUGUUCGAAAUCAAAUGGGACACCGAAAGCGACAAUCAUGCUGCCGUACCUGAACCCAACGUCAACUCCGCCGCAAUCACGCAGCAGUUCAGAGAGGAGGGCCUAAAAUGGAAACCAUCGCAGAAAGCUGACCCGGACCGCAUAUCGUUCCUCGACUUAGCCCUUGAGAUUCGCAACAUGGUUUACAGGGAGGCUCUCGCCAAAGAGCCCGAGCUUCCGAACUAUGCGUUAUUUGCUGUUUGCCGCCAGACCCAAGCUGAGGGCCAAGCGAUAUAUUACAGCACGAAUACAUUCAUGGCCAAAAAAUACAUGGUCCUUGUCGAAGGAGAUAUGACAAGCAGCGAAAUCACUCUUGAUGAGGCCUUGGAGGUUUGUACCCGCUUCGAUGGACCCGUGUCAGCUGCGGUAAAUGGAGCCAUCAAAAUUAUCGGCAAUGCCUUCCCUAAGGUAAAGCAUGUACAACUCAAGCUCAAAUGCAUCUUUCUAGACCGAGCGGCCCGUUGGGACCGGCUUGAUCUAAACACACUCUUAAUGGAUCAGGCUGUGAAGAUAUUGGCCCAGGAAAUCGGCGAGAACGCUUUACCCAAUUGGUUCCACUUCGAAUUAGCUUCCCAUGAGGAGUCCUUCUGGAUUCCUGUGUGGAAAGAACUCAAGAAGAGGUGCAAGGAGGCCAAUGUCUCUGUCCACCAGCUCCAUUUGAGCCACGUCAAUGGCAGGGAAGACCUUUGAGGGGCAUAGGGGAGAAUAACCGCUCGAAGUCAUCGAAGAAUCACGUCGAUGCGUGGCGACUACAUCAUCUCUGAGUAGAUUGUGUUUUGCACACUCUCAGCUACAAGUUCUGAUGCAAACGGCGGUUGGAAGCCUGGUCCCUCGAACUUUCUAUCUGCGAAUUUUCUCAUCAUAGCGAAAAGGAAGCCAGACGAAUUUGGUAGGGACAACUUCAAUC
Molecule: messenger RNA, 1000 nt
Organism: Mytilinidion resinicola
Lineage: Eukaryota; Fungi; Ascomycota; Dothideomycetes; Mytilinidiales; Mytilinidiaceae
Exons: 3
Coding region: 1-783 (260 amino acids)
Source: RefSeq, a predicted model, not a curated record